Molecule: messenger RNA, 3741 nt
Organism: Scylla paramamosain (green mud crab)
Lineage: Eukaryota; Metazoa; Arthropoda; Malacostraca; Decapoda; Portunidae
Product: roquin-1-like
Exons: 10
Coding region: 250-3147 (965 amino acids)
Biological process (GO): protein polyubiquitination; ubiquitin-dependent protein catabolic process; nuclear-transcribed mRNA catabolic process, deadenylation-dependent decay
Cellular component (GO): cytoplasmic stress granule
Molecular function (GO): mRNA binding; metal ion binding; double-stranded RNA binding
Source: RefSeq, a predicted model, not a curated record
CCUUAUCCCAGGUGUACGCAUGAUAUGGAGAGGUAUUGAUGCAACACUACCCUUCCUGCAGCAUUGGUGCAGUGCCGUGCUGGGCGUGGGUGCGGCGGCGGGCCGGCAGUGGCAGGGCAGCGGCGCCACCCCCGCGACAAAUCCUCGCUGGCCAGUGCCAGGCUCAAUAUGGCUUCACGGAUGCACUUGUGACAUUUCCCAAACAUAUAUUCGCUACAAUCCCAGAGGUUGUAGCAUGAGCCUGGGAACAUGCCCAUCCAGGCCCCCCAGUGGACCGAAUUCUUGUCGUGUCCCAUCUGCUGCCAUGAGUUUGACAGUGGACAGCGUGGCCCCAUCAGCCUCGGCUGUGGCCACACUGUGUGCCGCGCCUGCCUGGCCAAGCUGCAGCGCAACCAGUGCCCCUAUGACCAGACUGUAAUGCGACUGGAACUGGACCAGCUUCCAGUCAAUGGCGCGCUGCUGUCCCUGGUGGGGGCUGGAAGCACUGUGGAGGAGGGGGACCUGCCCCCUCCUCCACCAGUGCCUGCAUCCCAUACCACUAACUACCUCAUGGCAGUCAAGUGUAUCAAGGAAUUGGCACUCUUUCUCAAGCCCUUCUCUGGCUCGGGUACCAAUGGCUCCACCUCACUCUUAUCCCGGCCAAUGCAGAGGAAGUUGGUCACCCUUAUCAAUUGCCAGCUAGUGGAGGACGAAGGGCGAGCCAGGGCAGUGCGGGCUGCACGCUCCCUGGGUGAGAGGACUGUCACUGAGCUUAUCCUCCAGCACCAGAAUCACCAGCAGCUCUCAGCCAACUUGUGGGCAGCAGUGCGGGCUAGAGGGUGUCAAUUCCUCGGCCCUGCCAUGCAGGAAGAGGUGCUGAAGUUGGUUCUGCUGGCCCUGGAGGAUGGCUCAGCCCUUUCCAGAAAGGUGCUGGUGAUGUUUGUUGUGCAGCGGCUGGAGCCACACUUUCCACAGGCUUCCAAGACCAGCAUCGGACAUGUGGUGCAACUGCUUUACCGAGCCUCCUGCUUCAAGGUAUCAAAGAGGGAAGGUGAUUCAUCCCUCAUGCAGCUGAAGGAGGAGUUCCGCACUUAUGAGGCACUGCGGCGAGAGCAUGAUGCCCAGAUAGUCCAGAUAGCUACUGAAGCUGGACUAAGAAUUGCCCCAGACCAGUGGUCCUCACUGCUGUAUGGAGAUACUGCACACAAGUCACACAUGCAGUCCAUCAUUGACAAGUUACAGACCCCACAGUCCUUUGGGCAGUCAGUGCAGGAGUUAGUGAUAGCUCUGCAGCGCACUGGGGACCCUGGCCAAUUGUCAUCCCUGCGACCUCAGUUAGAGCUGUUGGCAUCACUGGACCCAGCCCCUGAUGCACCACCUCCAGGAUGGAAGCCAUGUGCGGCAGCCAUGGAGGCAGUGCGGGCAGUGGUAACUGGCCUUGUUCACUUCAUCCAGCACCAUGGUAACCGCAAGCUGCCAGAUGCCCACCAUCCCCACAAUGCCAAAUACAAGACCAGCAUGUGCCGGGACCUCACUCAACGUGGUGGUUGUCCCCGUGGCAACAACUGCACCUUUGCCCAUUCAGAGGAGGAGCUAGAAAAGUACCGCAAUCGCAGCCGCAAACAUGGGAAAGGCUUGGCUCCUCCCAUAGCUGCUCCAGCCCUCAAGACCCCAUCACAGCACCUCACUGUUCCCCCAGCACCUUUAACCCCUCACCCUCCUGCUGGAGUAGAAACCAAAAAUGGGGAGCAUCCACCUGCUGCUGGUCCUGUGACAAAAGUCACUGCAGUUGAUGAAUUGCUUCCAGUUGGAGACCUACCACCACCAGCUGCUCCAAUGGCCUAUGAAGCCCAUAAGUUUGUACACCUGCCAACUCACACACAGUCCUUGCCUGUACUGCCUGCCCCCACCCCCACCCCAGCCAUUAUCCAACCUGCUCUUGCUCCAACUCCAUUCCACCCAGCCCCAGUGGCAGAGUACACUUAUGGCUCCUUUCACUGUCAGCCUCCAGUGUUCGCUCAGCCAGCUCCUCCCCAGCAGGCCCUUCCAUCAGCUCCUGCAGCAGCCGUAUUCCCUGGCCAGGCAGCAGCCAUUGUGCCAGACUUGUAUGGUGGUAAUCCCCCAACAAUGCUCCUUAACACAGCUCCAGUGUACAACGUGACAGGGCAUACAAAUGAGUUUUGCAUCCCCAUUGCUAACACCAAACCUACCAACUCGGGCCUCCAUCCAUUGGUCUCCUGCUGGCCAGACACCAGUUGUGCUGCCUUCUGUGUUACCACCUCCCCUGCCACCACCACCUUGGCUCCAGCCUCCAUCAUGGCCUCUAAAUCUAUGGAGGAAUUAAAAGAGAGGAAGGAAGCCAUUAUGAACCAGCUGGAGACCAUUGUGGGCAAGGAGGCUACACACCAAGUAGCCACACGGAUUGCCAAUGGGGAGGAGCCCAACAAGCCUCAGGAAUUCACCUCCACCUACAGUAUCUGGACCUCUGGGGCAGACUUCUACAUAGCACCUAAGGGUCUUGAGAAGCCAUAUGAGCCUGCUGCUGGCUACCGAACCUUUGCUGCACGCAAGGAAGAGGGGAAAGGCAAGGAUGAUUUUAUCCCAUUUGAUCCUCCUUUGGUGAGUCGGUUUGGACCGAUCUCUCGCAUGUCCCGCACUGUCAUCCAGCCAGCCAACCCCAUCCAAUCGUCAGUCAGCAGUGCCACUGAGACCACCACCACUCCCACUGUGAGGCGUCCUGUGCCUGCCAUCUCCCCUAUGCCACAGAUGCUGUAUCAGCCAGGUGGGUACACAGUAGGAGUGAUGACAUGCAUUCCUGCCUCCCUGGAGCACAUGAACACCAUGGGCCACGGUAUUGUUGAUCCACUCUUCACUCAGCUGGAGUCCUCAGGAAUCCGGCCUGUUUCAGCAGACCCAGCCCAACAAGAAUGUUUGAGGCAGCAAUUUGCAGCCACCAGAGAAGGCAUGGAUGCCAUAGUGCUGGAUGAAAAGAGAAUGGCAGAGUUACAGGAAGUGCGUUUAAAGGAGGAGCUGAGUCUGGUCAUGAACGGAAUUGAGGUCAAGCGCAAGGAGAUGGAAAGCAAGGCAGCCUCUCAGGACACUUCUGAGAAGGACCUUGGGGACUUUGAAAAGAAUUGGAAGUUUGAUUUUGAGGAUGAGAAAGAGUGACAGGUGAUGAGGUGAGGUGCAGUACCUGUCCCUUGCUGCUACUAGAAUUGGUGAGUCCUGCUCCUACCCCUGUUGUUCCCUGCAAGCUGUGAUCUGAGUGAGGCCUUGCCCUCUGCUGUCUGUUGCCCAGGCAAGGGUCCUAGAGGUGAAGGUGUGCUGUGCUAGGACCAGAUAAUCAAAUAUACAAAAGAAGGGCAAGGGUUUUUUAGUGAAGAUUUAUGCAAUUUGUAUAUUUUUUGUGGAUGGGCUAAUCAGGGAUGAAGUUAAUGAGUUGUGCAGUAUUUUGCUGCUAUCAAGCACUCUAAACCAAGGAAUAGAUAUUUAAGAAAAGUGAAUGAAAGUAUGGGUUGCAGUUUGUGAUGGACUGCUUGUCACUUGUUAUGGAAGCACAUGGUCACAUAAAAUUUGUGCUCUUAUUGUUUUGUGGAGCUCUUUGGAAAACUGGUUGACAUUUCAUGGUGCCAGACAUCAGGUGCUUCUCUAACCUUCUGCAGCACCUUUUUUAGUAGAUAUUUUAUUUUCAGUCUCCUCUAUCUGGUUUGAUAUCCCUAAAGCCCUUUGGCAUGCAGGAGGAAGCUUUAUAUAUAUAUAUAU